AUGGCCGUUGUCUGUGGGCUCGUUGCCAGAGCAAUCUAUCUGUUCUAUGCGAAAUUGAACCGCCGGAGCUGUCUGGGAAGAACAAAGGCUGCGGCUAAACUCUUGAAGUCGUCUACAGCUCAGAAGAAGAACCUGUCGACCGAAGGUUUCGCAUCUCUCGUAAGCAAGUGUAAGUCCUUCCGAGACAUCCACCAGGUCUUACAACCCGUCGACUGUGUUCGAUGGGGGCUGCCCGAAGAAGUCUGGUACCAACACAUAAACCUGCAAGAAGCUGAGCAAGAGUUUCUAAGAUCAGCUGUACUGAACGACACUAACGGUCUGAUUGAGUGGGCGCAGCACCUACCUGACAUCUCGACAGCUGUAGACGAUAUGAACAGGACUGCGUUGCACUUAGCUCUCGAGAAAAACAACAUCGAGGCUAUCGCGACGAUCUUGGGGCUUUUGAAUCCAGAGCCACAGCCUAUGGAGUCUCCAGCAACCUCAUACAGAAACGUGCAGAAGCUGUUGAAUGCUCCUGACAAGACACAGCGCACACCAUGGAGGAUGAUCAUGCCCGCCGAGUACAACCAGGUGAACACCAAGACCCCGGGAGCGUUUCUGCGUUUCAGGUAUUCAGUGAGACGACUUGAUAAUCCUGCUCCCUUAUCUCAGGUCAUCAACAUGAUUUUCACCCUUCCUUAUGCACUUGAGGUGAUGAGACCUUGGAUGUGCGAAGCCAAGACAAGCCAGUCUUCGCCACAGCUCGAAGAGUGCAUCAUUCAAGCUGUCCAAACUGAUAAUCUCUCUCAAGAUUUGAGAACUGGAAGCUCACUUGAAAGGGUGUACGAGUUCUGGGGCUGGCAGCACGACAAGGGUAGAACCAUUUUUGCUAACAAGCUUUUCAAAGCGUUCGUAGACAGCGCAGGACGUCGCUCUCGGCCCAUGCCCGAGUACAUUCCCUCGCGUCUUACAGAAUUCGUUCUCCAAAAACAAGUCUGGGUUAUGGAAUCUUAUGCGAGUAUUGCACGGAUCGUUGCUACUUUUGGAGGCAAUGUGGCUGAUGUCAAAUUCCUCAUCGAGCACCAUCCACAGAAUACGCAGAUUGAUGAGCAAAUCCUCAUCGGAGCCGUUUGCAAUUACAAGAUUAGAUUCCAUCUCAUCAAGAUGAUGUUGGAGACAUGGCCAAACCAAGUAAACAUCACACCCAAAGUCCUCGAAGCACUUCUGGCUAGUUCAUCAUCUUUUGGUGGAGCGUUCGUCCUGAGGCUUCUCCUUGCAGAGCGCCCGCAUCAGAUCCAGGUGACGGAGUCCAUGUUAAUAUUCGUGACCCAAUCGCGAGACUUCAGCACGGAAUGUCGGAGGGUACUCCUCGACGAUUACCGAUCUCAAAUCGAAAUGACGCAGCACAUCUUUUAUGCCAUGAUCGAUACACUGUUCGAACUCCUGGAGCCCCUGCAGCCAGACGACAUCGACGUUCUCAUGGAAGUUUUGAUCCAGUGGCCAUCGCACACGAAGAUCACAAGCCCAGUAUUACAUUCUAUUCUACGGCUUGGACAUCGUCUCGACGUUCUCGACCUCUUGUAUGGGCUGCGGCGCAACGAGCUCGAGGCCGCCAUCGACCGCGGGGUGCUCAUAAUGUUGGGUCAAUGGAGCACGCAUAACGAAAAUGAUCGGAUACGCGAAGCCGACUAUUCGGCGAGUUUUGGGCCGAAAGAGUCGUGA
Aureobasidium namibiae CBS 147.97 is the source of this 1701-nucleotide messenger RNA. RefSeq lists its product as uncharacterized. The coding region runs from base 1 to 1701 and encodes 566 amino acids. Lineage: Eukaryota; Fungi; Ascomycota; Dothideomycetes; Dothideales; Saccotheciaceae. The transcript has a single exon. The record is from RefSeq and is a predicted model, not a curated record.